GGGGCAAUUUCGGUGUGGUAAUGGUUUGAAUAACAAAAUUUCACUCUAUUAACUUCUUAAACAUAUAUUAUAUAAUACACAUAAAAAGGGAAAACAAACAAGGCUUAUUCCCAAUAGCUUUCCUUCAUUCAAAGCAUAAUUGGAAAUAUUCUAGUUUAGUAAGAUCCUAAUUUUAUUUUUUGUUACCUGUCCUGUCCUACUACAAUAUUUCCAAUCGAAAUCAUAUUAAAGUAUUUAUGAGACAUUUCAUUAAAAAGAUAAGAAUUUGGCAUUACAAUAUUUCAGAUACUGAUAAAACAACAAAAGAGGACUCCCAAAACAACUAUCCGUCAAAUGGACCGGUCCUUAAAAUUGAAAACGGAUCAAUAAAGCAGGAGCCCACCAACGACGCCACUGACGAUUACAGUGAACCAAUCGAAUACAAAUACAAUCCGGAAAGAAGCCGCGAAAAUUCUAACUCACAGGAGGGUCCUAUAAAAGAUACAGAAGACAAAGCCAGACUAGGUCGUAACCUGAAACCAAAGAAUAGUAAAAAACUGCUACCCCAAAUGUCCAAAUUUAGAGCUCGAAACUUAUUUAGUCAGCUCUCCGGUCUUUCCAAUUUAAAUCCAGCGCUUAACAGUUUUGAUAAAUUUCCUCCCGAAACGGUACUAAUGCCCGCUUUGGCAACUCAACUGUUUGCUGCCGAAUUAGAACAGAACAACCUUAACAUACCUGGCAACGAAAUAUCCGAUAUAUCGCAAACAAACUGGGAGCAUCGCAUUUUUCCAUCCCCCAUAAGGAAAAAUAACAUAGGUAGCGUUGGCAGCUAUCACGAAGAGACUAACGAAUCAGUAAGGGACUAUUGUAUUAAGGAAGGUGAAAAUGUUUUUCGAUGCAAAAUAUGCGCAAGGGUUUACACGCAUAUCAGUAACUUCUGUCGUCACUACGUCACAUCCCACAAAAAAGAUGUGAAAGUGUUCCCUUGCCCAAUAUGCUUCAAAGAAUUUACUCGAAAGGAUAACAUGAUUGCGCACCUGAAAAUAAUACACAAAAAUCAACCGAACGCCAACGAGCAAAUGGCAAAGCAAGAGUCUUAAUUCAAAACAAAAGCUUUAUACUCAGCUACUUAAAUUACUUUUGAAGUAACAAAGAUCUGAUUUAUCGAGUAGGGUUCGUUUAUAAGUAAUAGAAUUUGAAUUUUAAACAAAGCAGCUAUAGUUGAUUGCAAUCGAAUAAGCGUUCGAGCUCUAAAUUUCACGGAUGUAUCAAUAAGUUUGUUGAUAUUAAGCGACAGUACGUCGUUUGUUGUUAUAUUUAUCUAUUUAUUUAUGUUGUUCCAUUUGUUCUUGGAGUGCUUGAACUCGAAAGAGAUUUAUGGUGAAUUCUAUAAUUUACUUGUUAAUUUGCACUCACUUGUUACUUAAUUUUAUUACUUACAAAAAUUUCAGGGUACAAAGUAAUCUUACUCAUGGUGAUUUUAACAAAUGUAGUCUUUUGGAUUACAUUGCAAUUCUCAUUGAACUGAAUUAGUUAGUAUAGUAUUAGAAGUUACGAUUACAAACAAGUAUACCAAUGGCGCGGCCUUUUUGUAAAAUUAUAGUUUAUAAUUACACGUAAGACGCUAUUAUAUUGAUAGUGAAAAAUCCUAAUGAAGAGGCUAAUUGACGCUUUUUACAAAAAGGUUGUUUAUCGUAAUGCCAUUUAGUAGUGGUGUGAAAUGCAUUUUCAUUUAACUUGCCUUAUUAGUGAUCUUAGAUGUUAAUACAAUAACUUCUCCGAAGUAAAACUCAACACGGGCUAUGAUAAUUACUAGGUUUUUUUUGUUAAGAUUAAUUUAAAAUAUUUUAUCAAUGUUAAUAUAAUUGAUAAUAGAUAUUAUGCAAUACGAUUGUAAACUAUGUAUUUAUAACAUGGGAAAUAUAUAAAAAUAUGUUUAAAAAUCACCGUUAUAUAAAAAGGUAGAUUAGACUCAGUUCCUCCAAUAUAUUGACAGUUUUGAAGCUCUAAUCGAGCUUAAAAUAAAAUAGCAGAUUAUGAACCACAUCGAUUAUUAUUAUUCUGUAUGGAAGGCAUAUUUAUUUAAAAGAAUAUUCUAUAUAUUAAAUCUUAGUUUCUGUCAACGACAAUAUGAUAGAGAAAAUAUAUUAGAACAUUACACAAUAUAGGGACAAAUAGAUAUCUAUUAACAUGUUCUAUUUCAUUUUAAACUUUUAGUAAAAAAUAUAUAUUAUCCCAAAUUUAUUUUAGAUGUUAAAAAUUGUAAAUAUAUAAAAAUGGUACCACGUGUGUUGUCGUUAAAGUGAUUUAAGCAAGGUGCUUUGAAAUUAAAUAACAUGUUUAAAUACUGGAAUCAUGAGAUGAUUUACAAAUUAUAUUUUAUUAGAAGUCAAAUGCCUUAAUAUAGUAAGGAAUGGUACUUAUAAAUUUUUACUUAAUUUAGAUUCGAAUGUAGUCUUCCAUAUCUAAUAUCGAUGGUCACACAUUUCGUUUCAAUUACGGGAUCAUUAUCGAUUUAGAUACUUCGUUUUAAAUGCAUAAAGUUCUAUUCGUAUUAGUACUACAAUAUAAUUAUGUUGUUGACCCCG
Messenger RNA from Parnassius mnemosyne (clouded apollo), 2567 nucleotides. NCBI's taxonomy places the organism in Eukaryota, Metazoa, Arthropoda, Insecta, Lepidoptera, Papilionidae. The record is from the annotation of a GenBank genome assembly.